Messenger RNA from Aspergillus aculeatinus CBS 121060, 1950 nucleotides. RefSeq names its product nuclear localization protein Npl6. The transcript has 2 exons. NCBI's taxonomy places the organism in Eukaryota, Fungi, Ascomycota, Eurotiomycetes, Eurotiales, Aspergillaceae. Gene Ontology annotation, molecular function: chromatin DNA binding. Gene Ontology annotation, cellular component: nucleus. The coding region runs from base 129 to 1862 and encodes 577 amino acids. The record is from RefSeq and is a predicted model, not a curated record.
CGCAAACUUCGAGCGGCUGCCCAAGCAGCAGCUCAAUCAAUGAGUAUGAUAUUCCCCUUCCUGCCUUUCCUGCUAAUUCUUCUUUGGCUGCUUGCCAGGGCGUGCGUGCGUGCGAAAUUGAAUCCGUGAUGAGCGCGAAUAUUAAUUUCCGUUUAGGGAAUGCCGCACCUCCGCUCCCCGAUGCCUCUGACGAAGAAAUGAUCGAAGCACCGCCGUCGCGUGGCUCCUCGCCUGCUAUGCCAGAUCCUGGCGAUGCGUCGGACAAGGAUCCGGAUGUGGAAGGCCCAACGGACCCGGCCCCCGAAGACGAAGAGGCGGCAACACCUGCACAAGAUUCCAACGCGCCAUCCCGGGGCGACACACCAACUCGCACUGGAGGUCGCAUCUCAGCCAUCCCGCGCAAGCGUCGCAUAGGUCGCCCCCCCAAGAACCGCCCCCCAGACUGGGAUGCGCCCGACGACGGUUCCGCCCCCGCGCCGAUUCAUGUGAGCACGCCUGUCAAGAGGAGACGAGGACGACCUGCUGCCAGCGGUGGACGUUGGGCGCGAAAUCGCGGACCGUCGCAUGUUACGCAGGUUCCAAUCGACAAGGAAGGAAACAUGAUGGAUGUCAUCGACGAUGAAGUGGCCCUGCCCGACGACCCUGAGGGUGAGACGAAGGUCGACAAGUGCGGGAAUCUGCUGGGUGGCCGAGAUUACAGAGUUCGCGUCUUCACACUUCUGAACCGUGGCGACCGGAAGUACAUGUUGUCUACAGAGCCGGCCCGCUGCAUCGGAUUCAGGGACUCAUACCUGUUCUUCCAGAAACACAAGUUCUUGUACAAGAUCAUCAUCGACGAUGACGCGAAGCGCGAUUUGAUCGAAAGAGAAAUCAUCCCACACUCCUACAAAGGUCGAGCUAUCGGCGUGGUCACUGCCAGAUCCGUGUUUCGGGAAUUUGGCGCCAAGAUUAUCGUUGGAGGUAAAAAGGUCGUCGACGAUUAUCAUACCCAGGCUGCGAGAGAACGGGGAGAUGUGGAAGGUGAACUCGCUGUCCCCGAGGACAGACUUCCGGGCCCGGGAGAAUCUUAUAACAAGAACCAGUAUGUCGCAUGGCAUGGAGCCAGUAGCGUCUACCACACUGCCACACCCGCAGCCCCCUUGCCCACGGGUAAGGUGGUGGAUUCAAAGAAGCGCAAGGUCACAGUCACAGGCGACAAUUGGAUGCUUGAGCACGCUCGCGAAGCAAGCAACUUCAACAGCCUUCUCUCCCAGACCCGCCGCAUGAAUCUGGAUGGUCAAUAUGACAUCCACACCAACCUCAUGCAGUACCCAAAGAUCAUGCAGCCCUCUCAUGCUCGCUGGGAGCGAGUACCGCCUCCUGACCCGCGCCUUGCGAGUCGACUGGCACAGGGAAUGUCGACCCUCAGGUUGACGAAUGGUAAAGACACCAACGAGUCAACUGUUGUGGCGGAUAGGGAAGCCGAUGAAUCGAUGGAUGACGCCGGCGACACGACGGCAGUAACAACAACCGAAACGACCGAUCCUGAAACCACUACCAUAUUCUCCUCUGUCCCCAUGGCUCUUUCUCGUCGCUUCGCCAUCCACGAUGUCCAUUUUGAAACCGCCCCGCAUUCAGGUCUCGGCAUUCCCGGCCCGGACGGUGAUGUCCACGAUGUCGGCUCCAAUGGAUUCCUCAGCGUCGCUGAUCCAAAGAAUGCCGAGUUCAUGAGUCCGGAAAUCCUUGCGGAACUCCCGCCGGACUGCCAGGAAGCUCUUCUUGAUGCCGCCGCAAAUGAAUUGCAUUGGAAGUCGAAAUGGGCCAGCGAGGCCACUGACGGAGCCCGUAGCAAUCCGCUCAAGAGCUACGCCUGGUUCCCUUGAUGUGUGCCACGUUCUCCUUCCCCUUCCCAGGGCCAAUCCUGCAGGCAAAAUUGAAUAGCUAGCUAUUCUGAGCCAUACCCCAUCGCGU